CGCGCGUCAGAGCAGGGAGCAGAAACUUUGCCUUUUAUUGUUGCCUGUAGCCCUUAAGUGCAAGGAACUCUGUGUCGGAAGGAAAAAUGUCCUUCUUCAAUUUCCGUAAGAUCUUCAAGUUGGGGAGCGAGAAGAAGAAGAAGCAGUACGAACAUGUGAAGAGGGACCUGAACCCCGAGGAGUUUUGGGAAAUUAUAGGAGAAUUGGGCGACGGAGCUUUUGGAAAAGUGUACAAGGCGCAGAAUAAAGAGACCAGUGUUUUAGCUGCUGCAAAAGUGAUUGACACCAAAUCUGAAGAAGAACUUGAAGAUUAUAUGGUUGAGAUUGACAUAUUAGCAUCUUGUGAUCACCCAAAUAUAGUCAAGCUUUUAGAUGCUUUCUAUUAUGAGAACAAUCUUUGGAUCCUCAUUGAAUUUUGUGCAGGUGGAGCAGUAGAUGCUGUGAUGCUUGAACUUGAGAGACCAUUAACUGAGUCCCAAAUACAAGUAGUUUGCAGACAGACUUUAGAGGCAUUGAACUACUUACACGAGAAUAAAAUCAUCCACAGAGAUCUUAAGGCUGGCAAUAUUCUUUUUACCUUAGAUGGAGAUAUUAAAUUGGCGGAUUUUGGAGUAUCAGCUAAAAAUACCCGGACAAUUCAAAGAAGAGACUCCUUUAUUGGUACACCAUAUUGGAUGGCUCCUGAAGUAGUCAUGUGUGAAACAUCUAAGGAUAGACCCUAUGACUACAAAGCUGACGUCUGGUCUCUGGGAAUCACUUUAAUAGAAAUGGCUGAGAUAGAACCACCUCAUCAUGAACUAAAUCCAAUGCGAGUACUGCUGAAAAUAGCAAAAUCAGAGCCCCCUACAUUAGCACAGCCAUCAAGAUGGUCUUCAAAUUUUAAGGACUUUCUAAAGAAAUGCUUAGAAAAGAAUGUGGAUGCCAGAUGGAAUACAUCUCAACUACUACAGCAUCCCUUUGUUACUGUUGAUUCCAACAAACCAAUUCGAGAACUGAUUGCAGAAGCAAAGGCUGAAGUAACAGAAGAAGUCGAAGAUGGCAAAGAGGAAGAUGAUGAUGAGGAAACAGAAAAUUCUCUGCCAAUACCUGCAAGUAAGCGUGCUUCUUCAGACCUUAGUAUUGCCAGCUCUGAAGAAGAUAAACUUUCACAAAAUGCUUGUAUUUUGGAAUCUGUCUCAGAAAAAAGAAAACGCAGUACCUCCGAAGAUAAAUUAAACAACAAAAUGCUUAAUGAAAAACCUACCCCUGAUGAACCUGAAAAAGCUAUGGAGGAGGGUAUUAAUGAUGCUCAUUUAGAAACUGUGACUGAACUUCAUAAAGGAACAAUAGUAAUCAAGGAGAAUGGGAGAGAGGAGAGGAGAUCAGAACUUGAAAAUCUUUCUGACACAGAGCGCCAAGAAACUAUGGACAUUAAUUCAGUCAGGGAAGGAAAAGAGAGUAACAUAAUAACUUCAGAAACAAAUAUUGAGCAUGAGCUGAAACUUGAGGAAGAAGGAGAUCAGGAGAAACCACAGACACUUGAAAAUAAACUUAUAAAAUCUGAAGAAAUGAAUGAUACUACUGUUCAAACAGUGGAUUUAGUUUCUCAAGAGACUGGAGAAAAAGAGACUGAUAUUCAAGCAAUUGACAAUGAAGUUGGGCUUACAAAAGAAGACACUCCAGAGAAAUUAGAAAAAGACGACAAAACUCAGAAAGAUGUGAUCAUUGAUGCAAGCGAUGUGGGAGUAACACGUGAGGGAGGAGAUACUGCUCAGAAAGCAGCCGAGAACAGUGCUGAGGAUGCUCAUACCGAUGAAGGGGAAGAAAUGGGUGAAGUAGGCCAGACAUUAAUCAGUAAGGCCGCAGAAGCUCCUGAGAGUGGUAAUAGUGAGGAAGUUCCUAAUAAAGAAAUAAUUGAAACCAAUGAAAUAGAUCAGAAAUCUGUAGAAGGUAAAAGUGAAGAACAAUUAAUCAGUGGCUCAGAAACCGUGUUGGAGACCAUCGAGGAACCAGGGAUAAAUGAAGUUGCAGAAAUGACUGAGUCAAGCAGUGCUGAAGAAAUCGAAGACAGAAGGGCAGUGAUUGAUACAGACCAAAAGGUUUCAGAAAACGAAACUCAGGAUACUCAUAAAGCCACUAUACAGGUAGACACAGAGAAAAAAGAAAUUCCAUGUGAGGUACCAGUUAAAGCAGAACCUCAAGUGAUUGCAGCUUCACAGCCCAGUGAACCUCAACCUGUUCCAAUACCCAGUAUUAAUAUCAACACUGAAGAUGCAGAAGAUAAAGGGGAAGUAGGUGUUUUAUCAAAAACUGAAACUGUGCUGCUUCCAGAAUCUGAGAAUCAGAAGGAAAAUGAUACUGAUUCAGGCACUGGUUCUACUGCUGACAAUAGCAGCAUUGACUUGAAUUUAUCCAUCUCUAGCUUCCUCAGUAAAACUAAAGACAGUGGAUCAAUAUCUUUACAGGAAACAAGAAGACAAAAGAAAACAUUGAAGAAAACUCGCAAAUUUAUUGUCGAUGGUGUAGAAGUAAGUGUAACAACAUCAAAGAUAGUUACAGAUAGUGAUUCCAAAACCGAAGAACUGAGGUUUCUUAGACGUCAGGAACUUCGGGAAUUAAGAUUUCUUCAAAAGGAAGAGCAAAGAGCCCAGCAACAGCUCAACAGCAAACUGCAGCAACAACGAGAACAAAUUUUCAGGCGCUUUGAGCAAGAAAUGAUGAGUAAAAAGCGACAGUAUGACCAGGAAAUUGAGAAUCUAGAAAAACAGCAGAAACAGACUAUUGAACGUCUUGAACAAGAACAUACAAAUCGCUUGCGAGAUGAAGCCAAACGCAUCAAAGGAGAACAAGAGAAAGAGCUGUCCAAAUUUCAGAAUAUGCUAAAGAACCGAAAGAAGGAGGUUAUAAAUGAAGUGGAGAAAGCACCCAAAGAGCUGAGAAAAGAGCUCAUGAAACGCAGGAAAGAGGAGCUUGCACAAAGCCAGCAUGCUCAGGAACAAGAGUUUGUUCAGAAGCAACAACAAGAGUUAGACGGCUCUCUGAAGAAGAUCAUCCAACAGCAGAAAGCAGAGUUGGCCAACAUUGAAAGAGAGUGCCUGAAUAACAAGCAGCAGCUCAUGAGAGCUCGAGAAGCUGCAAUUUGGGAGCUUGAAGAACGACACUUACAAGAAAAACACCAGCUGCUCAAACAGCAGCUUAAAGAUCAGUAUUUCAUGCAAAGACAUCAACUGCUUAAACGCCAUGAGAAGGAAACAGAACAAAUGCAGCGUUAUAAUCAACGGCUCAUAGAGGAAUUGAAAAACAGACAGACUCAAGAAAGGGCAAGACUGCCCAAGAUUCAGCGCAGUGAAGCCAAGACACGAAUGGCCAUGUUUAAGAAAAGUUUAAGGAUUAACUCAACAGCCACACCAGAUCAGGAUCGUGACAAAAUCAAACAAUUUGCUGCACAAGAAGAAAAGAGGCAGAAAAAUGAGAGAAUGGCUCAGCAUCAAAAACACGAAAAUCAAAUGCGGGAUCUUCAGUUGCAGUGUGAAGCCAAUGUCCGGGAGCUGCAUCAGCUGCAGAAUGAAAAAUGUCACCUGUUGGUGGAGCAUGAGACUCAGAAACUAAAGGAGUUGGAUGAGGAACAUAGCCAAGAAUUAAAGGAGUGGAGAGAGAAAUUGAGACCCAGGAAGAAGACACUGGAAGAAGAGUUCGCCAGGAAACUGCAGGAACAGGAAGUGUUCUUUAAAAUGACUGGGGAGUCUGAAUGCCUUAACCCAUCAGCGCAAAGCCGGAUUUCCAAGUUCUACCCUAUCCCCAGCCUGCACUCCACGGGGUCCUAACUGUGGGAGACGUGCUGUGGUUGGGCUGGCUUAAAUGUGUCGUUCUGCUCUCUUCAUCUUCUGCCACAGCCUGUCAGAUAGCUCACGGAGACAAUCACCUGCCUCACCUUCUAAGUGUUGUUUGGUUUUUGUUUUUGUUUUUGUUUUUUUGGGGGGAGAGGGUUGUUUAAAGCAAAGAUGAAGGGAAAACAAACUAAGGCAGAUGCUAGGCCAUGUUGGCAAAGUAGCAUCUUAAAGUAAUUCCCUAAGGUGAUUUUGUAUAAUAACCUUAAAAAUGUGUUACCUGAAAAUCUGUUAGAGAAAUAAUGUUUAAAGUUAUUUUUUAAAGACCCUGUUACAUCACUAAGUAUUAGUGUCUUUUCACCUGACCUAACCUGUCAGUGACGCCUGAGCUCUGUAAUAGACUGCUGUACAGAGUUAAGUCUCUUCCCAUCAGUCAGCUCUCAUAAAGAAGUUAUGUGUUCAAGAUAUACUGCUGAUUCAAAAAUAAAUAUAUUUUAUUUUUAACUAGGAACAAGCUCAUUUAAAAGAGAAAAAUUAUUUCAGUAAUUUUUCAAAAUUAGUAUUUCCCUUUUUGGACAUGAACUAAUCAUUGAGGGUGCUAGUUUUAUUAAGAUAGUGCCUAAAACUCGACAUUCCAAUCAAGUUUAAAAUUGGAUUUUCUUUUUGAGCAACAGGGACAAAGCACCCUUAGUAAAUGUUACUAUUUUUAAAAUCUUAUAACUCUGACCAUUUGAUAACAAUUUUCAUCCUAAAAUAUAUGUUGUGCAAAGUUUGCAAAGAUUGAAAAGUAGCAAAUUGGAAAUGUAAGACUCACCAAGUUAAAAGUAAUACAGAUUUAGCCGUCCCAGUUUAUUUCUUAAAAUAAUAUGAGCUGGUUUCAAGGACUUUUAUCUUAGCAAAUUCUGUUUGUUUAAAAAACUGUCAGAGGCUUGAGGCUCUGAAUUAUGUUUAUAAAUGCAUUUUCUGAAAUUAAUCUUAAAAGAGGCAAUUGUUCAGAAUACUUUUUCAAAAUUAUUUAAAUAUUUAGAGAAAAAUCAGGAAUGACUUUUUUGUUGUUGUGAAAUGAAGUUACUUACAUUUUGAUUUUAUUUUGUUCCAUUUAAAUUAUUUACUUUGAUCCGAAUGGGAAAAGCCUGAAACCUUUAUCACGUGGUCGCUGGUCUGUGUAAUUAUUAAUGAAAGGUUCACUUUUAGUCCCUUCGAGGCUUAGAAUUUCAGCCGUGGGUCAGGUCAGACAGUAUUAUACACCGUGCUCCGGCGUGUGAGGUAGCACCCUGAAAACAAUUGUCACUGCCUGCCAUUGACAGCCUGUUCUUUUCUAAGAGUGCUGGGUACCAAAUGGUAGACUUUUCAGUUCUCAGUUGUGUUACUUUUGAGGCUGGUGAAAACUGAAAUGCAACUUUGUGGGAACACUGAUUCAUGUUAAGGAAACAUAAGUGUCCGUAGCACUUUCUUGCAGUUACUUUGAAGACUUAGGAUGCUGACCCUUAUUUUGUCAGUGGUUUAGAUUAUUUACAAAUGCAUGUGUUAUUUUAAUUUUUUAAUUGUUUCGAUAAGUAUAAUUUACUUGGAUAACUUUGUAGGUAGCCUUAACUUCUGGCCAGGUUUUUAUAUAUAUAUAUAUAAAUAAUUAUAUAUACAUAUAUAUUAUUGUAUGGUUGUAAAUUCAUACACUUACCACAUGAAUGUGUUACUGUAUACAAACUUAAUGCUUUAUUCUCAAAUACUGGGUGAAAAUGUUUUGAAAGUCUUUUAAAUAUAUAUCUUUAUAAAGUAAUAUUCAGAAUGAUAGAAAUUGUUUAUAUUGUUAUGAUAAAAUGACAGUAUAAUGUUGCCCAGUGUAUUUAAUGAUUUAUUUGAAGAGGGAGAGGAAGGAAGGUUCUCUUACCACCUUCUUUUUUGAAACUUUUAGUUUUUAAUGGCUGUUAAAAAAUGAGUAUUUAAGGCAGUGGACAGUUUUGUUUCAGUUUUGUUUUUGUAUCAUUUAAAUGAUACGCUGUGAGCUAGCGUGUAGCACACAGUUGACUUGUUCUGAAUAUUCAGUUUUUCCUGUUCUUUUCAACUUGACAUCCAGAGUGUAGAGUCCAGGAGAGGCUCUGCUGGGUUUACUAGCCACUCUUGCAUCUCCCUUGAAGGUGCCCUUGGGAUUUGCUCCUCAUGCUCGAGUCCUCUUUCCAGUAGGACUGCGUUCAUGUGGAUGCAAGACAUAGAAGUCAGCUCCUAAAGUUAUAGGGAUUUUUCCCAGAAGGAAAAGUUUGUCCUAGAAUUGCUGUUUGUAGACAUACCUGCCCAGGUCUCGUAGGCCCCGUCCUCAGAUAGUAACAGUGAUCUUUCUUUCUUGCUUGAAGCAAGGUGGGAGGGGCAGGGGGAGAGGGGCACAUCUCCUUUGAUAUCUGCCAGAGCAGCCAGAUCCAUUCCUGACUUGGUGGUUUGGACACUGGGGCAGAGUAGGCCACACAGUGCUUAGAAGAAAUUCUCCCCGCAGGCUCCCUCCUCAGUCACCGCUCCCUGAGUGCUCUGCACACACAGACCUCCGCUCCUGCAGGUCUAGCUCAGAGCUCGGCACCAGGCUGCCUCUCCUGUCCUGUCACUCCUGAGGUGUGAAUUGCUGGAUUAGCUGCUAUUCUCUAUGGAGUCACAUUAAGCUUUUUCUCACCCUUUUCUGUGGGCGAUCUCUAGGGUGGUAAGGAGGAAAUUUAGCAAAUUUUCACUUUGCUGAACAAUACUGGAUCCUUCCUCUGACAGGAUACAGCAAAUCAUAAUUAAAUAUAACCAGAACCAGAGCUACCUCUAAGUAGUGUUUCCUCAAGCACAAAGCUCUCAGGCAUAUGAGACCCACUUGAAAGGAGGGUCUCUGAUUUCUUGAGCAUCAGCAAGUUUCAAAAGUGACUGUUUUUGUACUCUUCUAGCUCCCUUGUACUGUACUCUCUUCCCACUCCACACUGUGCUUAAAUAAGACUCCUCUGAGAAGCCACAUUCGCUCACGUUAUUAGAAAUACUGUCAAUUAAAGGAAAACCUAGAACUGAAGUGGAAGAAGAUCCAAUGCCAAUAGUCUUUGAUUAAAUAAAUCAGUUCUUUUCUGAGAAACGAUCUUUUAUAGGAAACGGAAUGAUACUUUAAAUGCGUUUCUUAAGUUGAAGGCACAACAGUUAAUGGUUCUAUUGUAGUACCGUGGCCGAUGCGGUUUGAUAAAGCUUUAAAAUGUCUGCUACGAAGCUUGGAAUAUGAGUGUCUUACCAGUUUUAAAUGUUGGCUGCAGCUUUUUGUGAUCCUUCUCUAACAUGCAGUAUCAUUAGUUCUCAAGCUGAAUGUUCAGAAAGAAUUUUGUUUUGGAUUAUGCCUCUUGUCUGUUUGGGAGCAAUCUGUCUUUUCAGUCAUGGGAUUGACAAAUGAAAAAUAAAGUUGUUUCUUAAUCUAU
Molecule: messenger RNA, 7225 nt
Organism: Tupaia belangeri chinensis (Chinese tree shrew)
Lineage: Eukaryota; Metazoa; Chordata; Mammalia; Scandentia; Tupaiidae
Gene: SLK
Product: STE20 like kinase
Exons: 19
Coding region: 87-3803 (1238 amino acids)
Biological process (GO): protein phosphorylation
Molecular function (GO): ATP binding; protein serine/threonine kinase activity; protein binding
Source: RefSeq, a predicted model, not a curated record